CGGCCCACGCACAGCUGCCUUGAGCCCGCAGCCGGCGCACGGCAAGCGAUGGCGGGGACGACGGGGGACCUGCCCAGGGCCGCUGAGACCCCGGCCCUGGGCACGAUGCUUGGCUACCGUGCCUACGCGCGCCGCUGGGUCUUCCUGCUGGUGCUCAGCUUGCUUAGCUGCUCCAAUGCCACGCUAUGGCUCAGCUUUGCACCCGUGGCCGAUACAAUUGCCCAGCACUUCCUCCUGUCCAUCGAGCAGAUCAACUGGCUCUCGCUGGUCUUCUUUGUGGUGUCCAUACCGUCCGGUGUGGUGGCCAUCUGGUUUCUGGACUCCAUCGGGCUCCGCUGGGCGACCGUCCUAGGCGCAUGGCUGAACUUUGCCGGGAGUGUGCUGCGUGCCCUGCCGAGCACGGCUUUCGGGACCCAGGCCCCAUUUGCCUUCCUCAUGGGCGGGCAGAGCCUCUGCGCUCUGGCCCAGACCUUGGUCGUCUUCUCUCCUGCCAAGCUGGCCGCUGUGUGGUUCCCUGAGCACCAGCGAGCCACGGCCAACAUGAUCGGCACCAUGUGUGAGUUGGGGCUGAGGUGGGCAGUCGCCUCCAGCUUAGUGCAAGCAUCUGGGGCCUCUGCACUGUUGGAGGGCGGAGGGCUCCGCCUGUGGCGGGGGCCCAGACAUGGCCAUGGCGGGGCUGACGUGUCCCCGUUCAUCCAUGCAGCAAACCCCCUGGGCAUCCUGGUGGCCAACGUGCUGUCGCCUGCCCUGGUGAAGAAGGAGCAGGGCAUCUUACUUAUGCUGGGCACGUACAUCAUCCCUGCCGCCCUUGCCUGCCUGCUGGCCACCACAUGCCUCUGGGACAGCGUGCCUCCCACCCCACCCUCCGCCGGUGCUGCCCACUCUACCUCGGAGAAGUUCCUGGAUGGUCUGAAGCUGGUGGGUUUUGUGGGAUCCGGGCAAGCUGGGAGGGUGGGCUCACGCUGGACUCCUGGGCUGAGCGGCCUUCCCCUGCAGCUCGUGAGAAACAAGGCCUACGUCAUCCUGGCAGUCUGCUUUGGGGGCGGAGUCGGCAUCUUCUCCAGUUUCUUGGCCCUUCUGGAGCAGGUCCUCUGUGUGUACGGCUACUCCAACGAAUUUGCAGGCCUCUGUGGGGCUCUCUUCAUCGCAUUUGGGAUCCUGGGGGCACUGGUUCUCAGCCUGUACGUGGACCGGACCAAGCAUUUCACUGAAGCCUUCAAGGUCGGCUUCUGUCUCACCUCUGUGGUCUGCGUGGCCUUUGCCCUGGUGUCCCAGCUGCAGGGACAGACACUUGCGCUGGCCGCCAUCUGCUCACUGUUUGGGUUCUUCGGCUUCUCGGUGGCGCCCGUUGCCAUGGAGCUGGCAGUCGAGAGCUCCUUCCCAGUGGGGGAGGGCGCAGCCGCAGGCCUGGUUUUCGUGCUGGGGCAGGCCGAGGGCAUGCUCGUCAUGCUGCUGCUGACCUCCCUGACCGUGCGUCGAGCGCAGCCGUCCUUCUCCACCUGCCAGGAUGGCCUGGACCCACUGGACUGGAGAGUGUCCAUGCUGCUGAUGGCCGGCCUGAGCGUCCUCUUCAGCUGCUGCUUGGUGCUCUUCUUCCAUCCCCCGUACCGGCGCCUGCAGGCCGAGGCCGGCACGAGUACUUCCAUCCAGGACGGUUGCCCGGCAGCAGCAGACCACAUGCCCUGCCUGGCAGAGAGCCCCUGAGGCCACGCCUCGGCCCCCACGGCCCCAGCAGGUGCUGCAGGUGGCUGGGAGGCAAUGCCCUGGUCCAGAGGCUGAGGGAGCAGUCAUGUGUGGAGAAGCCAGCCUGGGGGUUGGAGGGCAGUGGGGCAGACAGGCUCUAAUCACCUUGCUGUGCCAGCCACGGCCGUGCCUGAGCAGGAUAUCAGUGUCCCACAGAUGCCACGGACACAGCAGGAUGGUCCCAGGAACACCUGGGGAUGGAGCUGCUGUGGGGACAAGCUGACACUGAUCUGACAGGAUGCCCCAGGGGUCAGGCCACACCAAAGGUGGCUGGUGCAGAGGCAGAGGGGGACUGGACGGGCUGGGGAUCCUGAGGGCACCCAGCACGGCUGAGUCUGGAGUUGACAGCUGUGAAGGAGCCCAGCCCAGAGCCUCUCUCAGCCUCCGGUCGCUGAGUGACCAGACCCCCAGCCUGGGCGCUGGGAUGGGUGGGGACAGCAGGUGGGGCCGGGCUGGGCUGGGAGGGGGACACAGGAGGAGGGCCCCAUGGCAGAUGCCCCCACAGACACUCGCAGGCAGG
Molecule: messenger RNA, 2263 nt
Organism: Rhinolophus ferrumequinum (greater horseshoe bat)
Lineage: Eukaryota; Metazoa; Chordata; Mammalia; Chiroptera; Rhinolophidae
Gene: SLC49A3
Product: solute carrier family 49 member 3
Exons: 8
Coding region: 49-1704 (551 amino acids)
Biological process (GO): transmembrane transport
Cellular component (GO): membrane
Molecular function (GO): transmembrane transporter activity
Source: RefSeq, a predicted model, not a curated record